Messenger RNA from Arachis duranensis, 2370 nucleotides. Its product is annotated as probable protein phosphatase 2C 4. Gene Ontology annotation, molecular function: protein serine/threonine phosphatase activity. The coding region runs from base 285 to 2111 and encodes 608 amino acids. NCBI's taxonomy places the organism in Eukaryota, Viridiplantae, Streptophyta, Magnoliopsida, Fabales, Fabaceae. Gene Ontology annotation, biological process: protein dephosphorylation. The transcript is spliced from 4 exons. The record is from RefSeq and is a predicted model, not a curated record.
AGUAAACACUAAUCAAUUUAUAUUUUUUCGCUGAAAAUGAUAAAAGAUGGCCCCUAGGAAAAUCGUAAAAACUGCAAUAAAGUCAACACCUCUUUAUUUCCCUCCUCUCACCCGAUGCGGUUUUUUGCUUCCAACUUCAUUACUUCAACUCUGUUCUGUUCUGUUCUGUUCUUCUUCCCUCUGCUCUCGAUUUUUUCAUUAGCGCCAAUGCACCAUUGAGAUCCACAGAAGAAACUCAAAGCUUGAAUUGAAACCCAUUGUUUGGUAGCACUGUCCAUCUUCCAAUGGGUAACCGAAUGGGUAAACUCUGCGUCUGCUCCUCCGACACUGCCGGAGAAAUCUCCGGCAGAUUCGACAACGGGAUAACCUUCCUCUCCGAUUCACAUGACAAAGCUCUUGGAGACUCCAUCUGCUAUGUGAGACCAGACAAUUCUCACUUCUCCCGUGGCGGCGGCGGCAAUGUGUUUUCGGACGGCAACGCCACCUUCGUUACUUUCCGGUCUGUGUCCGGGGCCACCGUGAGUGCAAACACGUCGUCAACGCCUUCGACCUGCCUUGAUGAUUCUGUUCAGCAAGAGACAGCUUUGGAUUCCUCUGCUUCAUUUGAGAGUUCAGGUUCCUUCGCUUCCACAACCAUGACAACCUCAAUAAUGGUGCCUCUGCAACCGCAACAACACUCUCCUGCUGAUGGAUUCUUUAUUCAUACCUUUCCAAAGAGCCCGUUGAAUAAUCGUGUCUCGAACGGUCAAUUAGGUGAUGAGAAAGCUUAUGGUUAUGAACAUGCCAAUAACAAAACAUGUGGGCGAAGUUUGAAGAAGUUGCUGAGUGGAUCGUUUCUCCCCAAGGAGAAGAGACCGAUUUUCAAGAACAACGGGAAUGCUAACGCCAGAGUGGGUUGUAGCACAAAUUUGAGUGAUGAACCAAAGUUUCAUAACGUUGUUGUUGUUGAUGAUGAUGAUGAUGAUGACGAUGAUAAGUGUAAUUUGUCAAAGGGCUGUCAGAACUUGCAUUGGGCUCAUGGUAGAGCUGGCGAGGAUCGUUUACAUAUCGUGAUUUGCGAGGAUCAUGGGUGGAUUUAUGUUGGGAUUUACGAUGGAUUCAAUGGUCCUGAUGCCACUGACUAUCUUCUGAACAAUUUGUUUUAUGCUGUUUAUGAAGAACUCAAGAAGAUACUGGGUUGUCAAGGUUCCAAAUCGUUGGUGGAUGGUGGUUCUUAUUCUUCCUCAAGUUUCAAUAAAGAAAACAAUCCAAUAGGAAAUGGAAACUUGAAAGUAGAGAGAAGGAAUAGCAGAAAUUGCAAGAAAGAGGUGAAACUGAACAUAGAAAACAUGGUGGAGGCUAAAAUGAUUCUUGAGAAUGCGAAAUUGAGUGAGUGGGAUGUUUUGCAAGGUCUUUCAAAGGCGCUGAGGAUAACGGAGGCUGCGUUUCUUAAGAGUUCAGAUGAGAUGAUAGCUCAAAAUCCGGUGUUGGCUAUGAUGGGUUCUUGUGUGUUGGUUAUGUUGAUGAAGGGGGAAGAUGUGUACUUGAUGAAUGUUGGAGAUAGCCGAGCUGUGUUGGCAACUCAUAAUGGGAAUUCUCUUCAGCUUACUAUGGAGCAUAGCACUCAUGUCAAAGAGGAGGUUCGUAGAAUAUGGAGGGAGCAUCCAGAUGACCCUUCUGCUGUAACUAAAGGAAGGGUUAAAGGUUACUUGAAUGUCACAAGGGCUUUUGGAGCCGGCUUCCUUAAGCAGCCUAAACAAAACAAUGCAGUGUUGGAGACAUUCAAAGUGAACUACAUUGGAGACUCCCCAUACAUUACAUGCUGCCCUUCACUCCACCACCAUAGGCUCGGUCCAAAUGACAAAUUCCUCUUACUCUCUUCUGAUGGAAUUUUUCAAUACUUCACCAAUGAAGAAGCAAUUUUUAAAGUGGACUAUUUCAUCACUAUGUUCCCAGACAUAGAUCCUGCACAACUUCUCAUUGAAGAAACACUGCACAGAGCAGCCAAAAAAGCUGGUAUGAAUUUCCAUGAGUUGCUUGAUAUCCCACAAGGAGAAACACGACUUUACCAUGAUGACAUUUCUAUUGUCAUAAUCUCUUUGGAGGGAAAAAUAUGGCGUUCGACAGUAUAAAAUAUUCACAUAAAACAAAUGGUAUAAUUAACAACUAAGUGACUAACUACACUAAUACCGAGAGUUUUAGCAGAUUCCUUUUAUUUUCUCUCCCGAUUUGAUAUUUUUUUUUGUUUUUUGUUUCUUUUUUAAGAUGUAACAUCAAAUAGUCAAAAUUAGGCAUAGCCAGCGGAAGAUAAGAGCUAUCAGUUCAUAUAUUUACUUGUAGACAGUUCACAGUUGUUUAAAAAGGAAGGACGAGUUCUGUUUUUUUCGCGAA